AUGACCAUGGUCCUGAUCCUCGCCAUGGCCGUCAGUUACGGCAUUGGUUCCUACAUCGAAGGCGCCGUCGUCACCUUUGUCAUCCUACUCAAUGUCAUUGUUGGUUUCUUCCAGGAGUACUCCGCAGAAAAGACGAUGGACUCUCUUCGGUCUCUGAGCUCCCCCACAGCUCGUGCCAUUCGUGAUGGCGAAUCUGUCGUCCUUCCCUCUGGGGAUCUUGUGCCCGGUGAUCUCGUUGAACUCAAGGUCGGCGACACGAUCCCUGCCGAUGUCAGAGUCUUCGAAGCCGUCAAUUUUGAAACCGAUGAAGCUCUUCUUACCGGUGAAUCACUCCCCGUCCGCAAAAGCGAGACUGUCACGUUUCCUGAGAAGACGGGACCUGGUGACCGCCUCAACGUCGCCUACAGCUCGUCCAACGUGACCAAGGGCCGCGCCAAGGGCAUGUCUUCGCCACAGGAGUCUACACGGAAAUUGGUGCCAUCGCGUCGCAGCUUCGGAAGAAGGAGACUCGGCGUCGCCCCGUCAAGCGCAAGGCGACGGCUCCGCGAGACCCCAUCGCUAUCUCGAGGCGUACACGCUGACCCUAACGGAUGCCAUUGGCCGAUUCUUGGGCCGGCCAAUGAAUUCUCGUCUGAGCAGGAAGUCAUUAUCUACGCUGUAGCUACCGGGUUGUCGAUGAUCCCCGCUAGUUUGGUAGUCGUGCUGACGAUCACCAUGGCGGCUGGCACAAAGCGUAUGGUCAAACGCAACGUCAUCGUCAGGAAUCUGAAGAGUCUGGAGGCUCUGGGCGCUGUCACUGAUAUUUGUUCCGACAAGACCGGUACCCUGACGCAGGGCAAGAUGGUGGCCCGCGGUGCAUGGCUCCCUGGGAAGGGUACAUACACCGUGGAGAACUCUACUGCGCCGUUUGAUCCUACCGCAGGCGACAUUCGGCAUCACCCCGAAUCACCGCGCCGCAUCGACUUCAAAUCGGGCGGCGAUGCGUGUGGCACCAUCGCAAAGGCCGAGGAUUUGGUAAAGGACAGCCAGAACAGCCUGGGCGACUUUUUGCAAGUCGCAUCCCUUGCCAACCUCGCGACCGUCACGCAGAAGGAAGACCGGUGGGAUGCCCGCGGCGAUCCUACUGAGAUUGCGAUUCAGGUCUUCAGCACGCGCUUUGGCUGGAACCGCCACGAGCGAACAGCAGGAGAGAAGGCAGAGUGGCAAGAUGUUGCCGAGCUGCCAUUCGACUCUGACGUCAAGCGCAUGUCGGUUGUGAUGAAGCACAACGGAACCGGCCAGCUUCAUGCCUACACCAAGGGCGCUGUGGAGCGUGUCAUCCAAAUCUGUACCAAGUAUGCGCCGAGCGAUGACGGACAACUCGUUCCUGUGACGGAUGAGUUCCGCGAGGACAUCUUGCGCAACAUGGAGCUCGUUGAAUGCGACCUCGUGUUCCGCGGCCUGAUCGGCCUGUACGACCCGCCUCGUCCUGAGUCAGCCCCGGCUGUUCGACAAUGCCACGAGGCUGGCAUCUCGGUGCACAUGCUCACAGGCGAUCACCCUGAGACGGCCAAGGCCAUUGCCAUCGAGUUCGACGGCUUGUCUGAUGAAGAAGUCGACAGGCUGCCGGUGUUGCCUUUGGUCGUGGCCAGAUGCGCGCCCAGCACCAAGGUCCGCAUGAUUGAAGCUCUUCACAGGCGCAAGAGAUUCGUCGCCAUGACCGGUGACGGUGUCAACGACUCUCCCUCCCUGCGUCGCGCCGACGUAGGCAUUGCUAUGGGACAAUCUGGAUCUGAUGUUGCCAAGCGGCCAUCGAAGAGGGCCGCCGUAUCUUUGACAACAUUCAGAAGUUUAUCCUUUCACGUUCUUUCGGAAAACGUGGCUCAAGCCGGCACUCUUCUCGUGGGUCUUGCCUUCAAGGAUGGUCGUGGCCUGUCCGUGUUCCCCCUGGCUCCUGUACAGAUCAUCUGGAUCAUCAUGGCCACCUCGGGCAUGCCUGACAUGGGUCUCGGUUUCGAGCGGGCUGUUCCUGACAUUCUCCGUCGGCCGCCGCAGUCGCUCAAGUCUGGUGUCUUCACAGCUGAGUUCCUCGUUGACAUGGUCGUGUAUGGCCUGUGGAUCACGGCGCUUUGUCUCGCGAGUUUCUCCCUCGUUGUCUUUGGCUUCGGGAACGGCGAUCUUGGUGAAUUCUGCAACGAAGACUAUAGCGAGCGUUGUGACGUUGUGUUCCGUGCACGCGCAACGACGUUCGCUUGCUUGACUUGGUUUGCGCUGUUUCUGGCGUGGGAAAUGAUCGAUAUGCGUCGGUCAUUCUUCCGCAUGCAGCCUGGAUCGAAGAAGUACUUCACGCAGUGGAUGCUUGACGUGUGGCGGAACCAGUUCUUGUUCUGGGCCAUUAUCUUGGGCUUUGUUACGCUGUUCCCCCUGCUUUACAUUCCCAAGCUGAACACGGUCAUUUUCAAGCACUCGCCCAUCUCCUGGGAAUGGGGCAUUGUGUUCAUCGCCGCAGGGCUCUUCUUCGCCGGCGUCGAAACGUGGAAGUGGGGCAAGCGCGUGUACUUCCGCCGGCAGGACCGCAAGCGCCUCGGCCCGGCGUUCAAGGACAUGGACAUUGAGCAGCGGGUGUUUGGCGAGUUCCUCGGUUCGGAGACGGACGAGGAGGCUGCCCAGGGAGGAAAGGCGCAGUAGGCGUAUGGAAGCUGACGGACCACCAGACUGUCCUGUCUGUCGGCUGAAAAGUAAAAUAGGUGUUUGAGAGGCAGACGCAAGGUUUCAACACGAAGCGUCCUGUCGUGGUGGGUUGUGCACUUGUUGCAUUUGUUUUGAUUUCACAGAUAUAAAAUCCAAAAAAGAAUUGUGCG
Messenger RNA from Verticillium alfalfae VaMs.102, 2840 nucleotides. RefSeq names its product sodium transport ATPase. Gene Ontology annotation, cellular component: plasma membrane. The record is from RefSeq and is a predicted model, not a curated record. The coding region runs from base 1 to 2667 and encodes 888 amino acids. Gene Ontology annotation, molecular function: ATP hydrolysis activity; P-type calcium transporter activity; ATP binding. Gene Ontology annotation, biological process: calcium ion transmembrane transport; intracellular calcium ion homeostasis. NCBI's taxonomy places the organism in Eukaryota, Fungi, Ascomycota, Sordariomycetes, Glomerellales, Plectosphaerellaceae. The transcript has 6 exons.